AUGAGCAAGAACCUGCUCUCGGUGCCACAGAUUAACAGCCAUGGCAAGUUUCAAGUCGUGUUUGACGGGUCCAAGAUGUAUGUAACUCUCAAGAACUCACAGCAAGUGGUGGCGACAGCGGAUCUCGUGGAUGGACUCUACUGGCUUCGGACGACUCAACGAUCAGCGAAUGUGACAACAAGUGGAACCAGUUGUGCCGAUCUACAUGCGAGAAUGGGUCAUGCUCCAGUCGAUGUACUUCGCAAGAUGAUCGCGACCAACAUGAUCAAGGAUUUGCGAGUCCCUCUCAAGUCGGGUGGAGCAACUACAUGUCGAGGAUGUCAACAAGGGAAAAUGGUCCAAAAACCAUUUCCAAGCAACCGAGACAAGCGCAGCUACGAUACGUUUGAGCUACUUCAUCUGGACAUCUGCGGGCCCAUGGAAAAGGAUUCGCUCGGUGGCAGCAAAUAUUUGCUGCUGAUCAUCGACGAAGCCAGUGGAUGCAUGAAGGGCUUUUGUCUACGAGUGAAGUCCGAGAGUGAAGAUUACAUCCGGAAAUAUAUCACCAUGGUACAGACGCAAUUCUGUAAGAAGGUCAAGUUCGUGCGACACGACGGAGCUCGCGAGUUUGCAACCAACUCGCUUCAACUGUUCUACGAAGACGAAGGCAUUGAACAGCAGACAACGGUGCCGUAUGCACAUCAAACAAACGGAACAGCAGAGCGUGCCAUUAGGACUAUUGUCACGAUCGGCCGCAGCAUGUUUCAUCAUGCCAAACUGGACAAGUGUUUCUAG
Molecule: messenger RNA, 774 nt
Organism: Peronospora matthiolae
Lineage: Eukaryota; Oomycota; Peronosporomycetes; Peronosporales; Peronosporaceae
Source: the annotation of a GenBank genome assembly